Molecule: messenger RNA, 1443 nt
Organism: Paramecium pentaurelia
Lineage: Eukaryota; Ciliophora; Oligohymenophorea; Peniculida; Parameciidae
Source: the annotation of a GenBank genome assembly
AUGGAUAACUAAACAAUUCUCACUUUACAAGUUUAUAGUAAGAAUAUAUUUUUUGAUCAUCCUUAUGAAUUAAAAUAUAUUGGAGAUAAAAUUUUAAUGUAUAAGGUAUGAUGAUCAUGCUAAUUAAAAAAGCUAAAAUAAGGAGUUUUAAUAUUUAGAUUUCAACUUUUGAUUAGAAUAAUGACUCUAAUUAAGUGGAUAAUUAAAUUUGAAAACAAUUAACCCAAAUUCAUUGGGUUUAGUAUAAAAAUUAAGAAAAAAUCUAAGACUUUCAUUAGUAAAGAUCCUGACAUACUAGUAAAGUAUAUUUUAUCAUUAAAUGAAUAUUAGAUUAAAGAAUUUACUUAGUUGUAGAUGUAGUUUUGGAAAUUUUGAUGAAUUAUUUACUGUAAAGAGUGAUAUAAGUAGAGGGUCUUCAGGAAAUGUAAAGAAAAUUCAAUGUAAAUCUACAGGAAAUGAAUUAGCUGUUAAAUAUAUAAAUAAAAAGGAUUUAACGCCAUUAAAUUAUGUAAAUAAAACAUCUAAAGAUAAGUCAAUCAUAGAGUAAGAAAUAGCUGUGAUGAAUAAAGUAAAAGGAUAUGAUUAUUUUGUGUAAAUCCAAGAUGUUUAUCAAGAUGAUUAAUAAUAUUUAAUAAUAAUGAAUUAUCUGGAAGGGUAUUCAUUGUCUAAUUAUCUGGAGAAUAAUAAAAAAUUGAAUAAGACUUUCUCUUUGUUUUAAAUAUUUUCUAUAAUGAAACGUCUAUUUGAAGCCUUAAACAAACUAUAUGAAUUGGAAGUAAAUUAAUAUCUAAAUAUAGAUCAUUCAUAGAGAUAUUAAACCUUAAAAUUUAGUAUUAGCAGAAGAAGAUGAUUUCAACACUCUCACAAUUAUUGAUUUUGGAUUUGCAACCUUUACCAAUAUUAAUAGAUAUCUAUUAUAUAAAUGUGGUACACCUGGAUAUGCAGCACCUGAAGUGUUGAAUUCUCAAUGUACAUAUUAUUCAUUUAGUUGUGAUGUUUUUAGUAGUGGUUGUUUACUUUAUCAAUUGUAAAAUAUUUAUUUGAUUUUGUAGAUUAUUUCAUGAAUUACCAUUUAAAGGUGAUACACUAGAAUAACUAAUACAUAAUAAUAGAAUAUGUUAAUUAAAUUUGGAUUUAGAUAAAUGUGAUGCUUUCUCAAAUAAUAUUAUUGUAAAUUAGAAUUUUUAUUUAUAGAGUCUCUUAAAAUCUCUAUUAGAAAAGAAAAUCUCUGACAGAAUACAUUUAAAGAAUGCUUAUGAUUAAUUUUCAAUUUUGUAUGAUCUCUAUAAGCAAAGAUACGACACUGAAGAUUGUCAUGAUUCUUCUCCUCUUGUUAAUAGAUUACCUAAUUUUGAUAUCUAAAUUGGUAGAAUAUUUGAGUAAAAUACAACAAGAGAAUCAAGAUAAAGUAUAUCAAAUUGUACAUAGUUUAUUUCUAAAUGA